Molecule: messenger RNA, 1932 nt
Organism: Puma concolor (puma)
Lineage: Eukaryota; Metazoa; Chordata; Mammalia; Carnivora; Felidae
Source: RefSeq, a predicted model, not a curated record
AUGCCAUUCUACGGGCGUGCCCGGGGCCGUAUCAGUGGCCCCGCGGUCCUGGGCAAGCCCCGAGCCCCAUCUACAGAUGGGUACAUCUCUGUCGCCGCACCUGAAAAUGCCUGCUGUGAACGCCUCUGCUCCCACAGUGAGGCUGCCCCCAUAUGGGCCAGCACUUCACCAGUUGGUCCCUUACCCUCAGCCAGCCACCCAGGCCUCAAUACCCAGGUCGCCAUGGAUCGGAUGAAGAAGAUCAAGCGGCAGCUGUCAAUGACACUCCGAGGGGGCCGAGGUGUGGACAAGACCAAUGGUGCCCCUGAACAGAUAGGCCUGGAUGAGAGUGGGGGUGGUGGCGGCAAUGACCUCGGAGAGGUACCCACUCGUGCCGCUCCUGGGGAACCUCGCUCUGGACGGGGCCCUCUCAGUUCUGCACCAGAAAUUGUACACGAGGACUUGAAGAUGGGGUCUGAUGGGGAAAGUGACCAGGCUUCAGCCACGUCCUCCGAUGAGGUGCAGUCGCCAGUGAGGGUGCGCAUGCGCAACCAUCCCCCACGCAAGAUCUCCACUGAGGACAUCAACAAGCGCCUAUCACUACCAGCCGACAUCCGGCUGCCUGAGGGCUACCUUGAGAAGCUGACCCUCAAUAGCCCCAUCUUUGACAAGCCCCUCAGCCGCCGCCUCCGCCGUGUCAGCCUGUCUGAGAUUGGCUUUGGGAAACUGGAGACCUACAUCAAACUAGACAAGCUGGGAGAGGGUACCUAUGCCACCGUCUACAAAGGCAAAAGCAAGCUCACGGACAACCUUGUGGCACUCAAGGAGAUCAGACUGGAACACGAAGAAGGGGCACCCUGCACCGCCAUCCGGGAAGUGUCCCUGCUCAAGGACCUCAAACAUGCCAACAUCGUCACGCUACAUGACAUUAUCCACACGGAGAAGUCCCUCACCCUUGUCUUUGAGUACCUGGACAAGGACCUGAAGCAGUACCUGGAUGACUGUGGGAACGUCAUCAACAUGCACAACGUGAAACUGUUCCUGUUCCAGCUGCUUCGUGGCCUGGCCUACUGCCACCGGCAGAAGGUGCUACACCGAGACCUCAAGCCCCAAAACCUGCUCAUCAACGAGAGAGGAGAGCUCAAGCUGGCCGACUUUGGCCUGGCCCGGGCCAAGUCAAUUCCAACGAAGACCUACUCCAAUGAGGUGGUGACACUGUGGUACCGGCCCCCCGACAUCCUGCUUGGGUCCACGGACUACUCUACCCAGAUUGACAUGUGGGGUGUGGGCUGCAUCUUCUAUGAGAUGGCCACAGGCCGGCCCCUCUUCCCAGGCUCCACGGUGGAGGAACAGCUGCAUUUCAUCUUCCGUAUCUUAGGAACCCCAACUGAGGAGACGUGGCCAGGCAUUCUGUCCAACGAAGAAUUUAAGACAUACAACUACCCCAAGUAUCGAGCCGAGGCCCUUUUGAGCCAUGCACCCCGACUUGACAGCGACGGGGCUGACCUCCUCACUAAGCUGCUGCAGUUUGAAGGUCGCAAUCGGAUCUCCGCAGAGGAUGCCAUGAAACAUCCAUUCUUCCUCAGUCUGGGGGAGCGGAUCCACAAACUUCCUGACACUACUUCCAUAUUUGCACUAAAGGAGAUCCAGCUACAAAAGGAGGCCAGCCUUCGGUCUUCGUCAAUGCCUGACUCAGGCAGGCCAGCUUUCCGCGUGGUGGACACCGAGUUCUAAGCCAGAGACCGAGGCCCCAGCAGGCAGCAGCUGGAGGGAUGCCACUCCCCCUCACAGGGCAGCCCCCAACUGUAUCCUCCUUGCUUGCUGCCUGCCUACCUGCCUGACUCAUGCUCGCCUGCCCACAUGUCCCCUGCUGCCUGUCCAAACACCCGACCAUUGGCCUGUCAACCCACCCAUUGGCCUGUCUGCUGGGUGCUAACAAAGCUCUCAUCGCUC